CCCUCAGGCCAUGCCUCUAGCUCCGUCCUGUUGUGGGGGACGCGGGAGGCAGGCUUUUCUCCCCCAUCUCUCCCAUCUCAUCGCACACCGUGCCUGGUUCUUCCCACCACUCUGCCAUCACUCCUGUCUCCCCCUAGGACCACCGGAGAGCGGGACGUUGCGUGCUGCUCUGAUCCAUGCACUGCCCAGCACUCGUCCCCAUCUCUCUGGGCGUCCUGCGAGUGGAGUAGCUCUAAGGCUGCCUAUAUAUCAGCACUAGGAAGGAAAAAGCAGCAGAGCAUGUUGCAAAGAUCCCGGCAAGUGAUUGCUCCUCACUGCUCUUCAGGCGGAACCUCACACCCAACAACUUAUUUCACAACAGCCUGCGAACAGCUGGCCAGGGGCCAAGGAGAAGACUUGAUGUAUGGCGAUGACGCGUUAUUGCUGCCUCCUGAUGGCUGCGGCUGGGCUGCUGCUGGCGACAACAGCUCUCGCCCUGGAAUGCCCCAAAAUCAAAGUGAGCACCUGUCAGGACUGCAUCCGGUCUGGCCCCGGCUGUGCUUGGUGCAAGAAACUGAAUUUCACCAAAGCGGGCGAGCCAGACUCCAUUCGUUGUGACACCAGAGAGCAGCUGCAGCAGAGGGGAUGUGACGCAAAAGACAUCGUGUUCCCAGAAAGCAAUUUCAUCCAACUAAAGAACACCGCUCUAGAGGACAAGACACAGCUGGCUCCCCAGAAAGUGCGCUUGCUCUUGAGACGAGGUCAGCCAGCUGAGUUCAACGUGACCUUCCGCCGGGCCGAGGGCUACCCUAUUGACCUCUACUAUCUGAUGGAUCUCUCCUACUCCAUGCAUGAUGACCUGGAGAAAGUGAAGAAGCUGGGAAGGGACCUGCUCGCAGCUCUGAACUCCAUCACCACCUCCGGCCAGAUCGGCUUCGGCUCCUUUGUGGACAAGACGGUGCUGCCCUUCGUGAACACGCACCCCGAGAAGCUGAAGAACCCCUGCCCAAACAAGGACACCACCUGCCAGCCGCCGUUCGCUUUCAGGCACGUCCUCUCCCUCACUGGAAAUGCCGAUGUGUUUGAUAGGGAGGUCAAGAAACAGUCCAUCUCGGGGAACCUCGAUGCCCCCGAGGGGGGGCUGGAUGCCAUGAUGCAGGUGGCAGUCUGCGGGAACAAGAUUGGCUGGCGCAAUGUAACUCGUCUGCUGGUAUACGCCACGGAUGACGGCUUCCAUUUUGCUGGGGAUGGUAAACUCGGAGCCAUUCUGACCCCUAAUGAUGGUCAAUGCCACCUGGAAGAGAACAUAUACAAAAUGAGCAAUGAGUUUGACUACCCGUCCGUCGGCCAGCUGGUACAAAAGCUUGCUGAAAAUAAUAUUCAGCCCAUUUUUGCUGUCACUAGCAGAAUGGUUGGAAUAUACCAAAAGCUCAGUGAAAUGAUCCCCAAAUCAGCAGUGGGGGUGCUGCACGAAGAUUCCAGCAACGUCAUCCAACUCAUCAAGGAAGCCUACAACAACUUGUCCUCCAGAGUCAUCCUGGACCAUGGUACCUUGUCGGACGUUUUAAAAGUCACAUACGAUUCUUUCUGCCAUGGCAAAAAACCCACCAUGGAUGGCAUGAGAGGGGAAUGUAGUGAUGUCAAGAUCCAUGACGAGGUUACCUUCCGGGUGAAAGUUACAGCAAAGGAGUGCAUUGAAAACACGUUCUUUACCAUCCGGCCCCUGGGCUUCACAGACACACUCACUGUGGAACUGGUCAGCCGGUGCAACUGUGACUGUGAUGAGCGACCCAGCCGCACUGACUGCAGUGGGAAUGGUACAAUCGUGUGUGGCACGUGCAGGUGCAAGCCAAGCCACACUGGGAAGAACUGCGAGUGCGAAACAAAAGGCAAAACCAGCAAGGAGCUGGAAGGGAGCUGUCGGAAGGACAAUGCCUCAGUCAUCUGCUCGGGCCUGGGGGACUGCGUGUGUGGGCAGUGCACCUGCCACACCAGCGACACGCCCAACAAGCAGAUCUACGGGACCUUCUGCGAGUGCGACAACAUGAAUUGCGAGGUCCAUAAUGGCCACUUGUGCGGCGGCGAAGAGCGAGGGCGCUGCGACUGUGGGGAGUGCAAAUGCAAUGCUGGCUUCGAAGGCAGCGCUUGCCAGUGCAAGAAGUCUACCGACGGCUGCGUGAACAUCCAGGGAAACGUGUGCAGCGGCCGUGGGUACUGCCAGUGCAAUACAUGCCAGUGUAAGCCAGGCUACCAGCCCCCGUUCUGUGAGGAAUGCCCUGGCUGCCCUUCGCCGUGCGCCCGACACAUCUCCUGUGUGGAGUGCAAGGCGUUUGAGAGCGGCCCGUUUCAGAAGAACUGCACAACCGCGUGUCUGAACAUCGUCGAAAACGGUUUGUUGACAGGCGGCCGGCAGUGCCGGGAGAAGGACUCGGAGAAUUGCUGGAUUUCCUAUCUUAUGAGACAGGAGGAUGGGGAGGACAAGUACUCCUUUCAAGUCAAUGCCAAGAAAGAGUGUCCGCAGCCCCCGAACAUCGCUGCAAUCGUGGGCGGCACCAUCGCGGGCGUGGCCCUGAUUGGGCUGCUGCUCCUGGUGAUGUGGCGGCUGUUGAUGGAGGUGUUCGACCGCAGGGAGUACAGCAGGUUCGAGAAGGAGAAGUUGAAGGCCAAGUGGAACGAGGGUGACAAUCCCCUUUUCCAGAGUGCUACCACCACUGUCAUGAACCCCAGAUUCAAUGGAGAAUGACGUGGAGCUACCCUGCAAGCCUGGGAAGGCUCAACUGUUAAACCAAGAAAUACCAAACUAAGGGCACCAGCAUUUUAUUCUCUAAGCAGAGAUCUGCCGUACGCUGUUCCCUUCUUCCAUGACGCUGCCAGUGACGGGCGGGCUUUGUCCGGCGGGCAGUGUUGUGCGGUCUCUUCUCCAGCAGUCUCUUCCCUCUGCGUGGCUCCUGCAAGCUGUGUUCAUAGGGCUGUGAGAAGGCAGCCGUGCAAGCUUUGAUUGGUGGGAUUAUUGUCAGUUUGCAUUAGCGUGGGCGCCUGGAAAACAAUCCCACCAUCUGUCUUAACUCACGCUGCACAUAGGUGCCAUGCACUGGCACCAGUUGCUGUUAGAGCUUGAACCGAGCCUGCAUUGUUACUCGUUUUCAACGUACAACCAGUAUUGAUCUUCGCUUGGCAUUCUGCCAGAGGCCACCUUCUUUCUGGCCUAAAGCCCUCUGCUCAAAGGCUGCGGUCACUCCAAUUCCCUGUCCAGCUGUGCUGUGCUCGGCUACGGGACUACUGCAGGUCUUGUCGAAAAUGCUAAAAUCAUUCGGGGGUCAGGCCACGUGCUGGUCUCCGGAGCAGUAAACCUGCAGUGAGGAGGGCGGUGGCCAUAGGGGUGGGUGGAUCA
Molecule: messenger RNA, 3370 nt
Organism: Caretta caretta (loggerhead turtle)
Lineage: Eukaryota; Metazoa; Chordata; Testudines; Cheloniidae
Gene: ITGB2
Product: integrin subunit beta 2
Biological process (GO): neutrophil chemotaxis; cell adhesion mediated by integrin; leukocyte cell-cell adhesion
Cellular component (GO): focal adhesion; cell surface; integrin complex
Molecular function (GO): amyloid-beta binding; protein kinase binding; integrin binding
Source: RefSeq, a predicted model, not a curated record